Messenger RNA from Lodderomyces pseudojiufengensis, 1752 nucleotides. RefSeq names its product phosphatidylinositol 4-phosphate-binding protein (gene GGA2). The transcript has a single exon. Gene Ontology annotation, biological process: protein transport to vacuole involved in ubiquitin-dependent protein catabolic process via the multivesicular body sorting pathway; Golgi to endosome transport; Golgi to vacuole transport. NCBI's taxonomy places the organism in Eukaryota, Fungi, Ascomycota, Pichiomycetes, Serinales, Debaryomycetaceae. Gene Ontology annotation, cellular component: trans-Golgi network. The record is from RefSeq and is a predicted model, not a curated record. Gene Ontology annotation, molecular function: ubiquitin binding; phosphatidylinositol binding. The coding region runs from base 1 to 1752 and encodes 583 amino acids.
AUGGCAUCAUCAUACUCGUUGGAUAAAAUAAAUCCGAAGUUAUUGAGAAGAAUAUACCGAGCAUGCAGACCAACAAACGAUGAACCAAAUUUAGCGCUUAAUUUAGAAAUUUGUGAUUAUGUGAACGCAAAGAAGGGAUCAGCUCCAAGAGAUGCUGCCAUAGCUGUCGUUAAGUUAAUUAGUCAAAAAGAUCCUCAAACUUCUGAAUUAGCUCUUGCUUUAUUGGAUAAUUUGGUCAAAAAUUGUGGAUACCCAUUCCAUUUACAAAUUUCAAGAAAGGAGUUUCUUAAUGAGUUGGUCAAAAGAUUUCCCGAGAGACCUACAUUAAGGUACUCGAGAGUUCAACGUUUGAUCUUAGCACAAAUUGAAGAAUGGUAUCAAACCAUAUGCCGUACCUCCAAAUAUAAAGAAGAUUUUGGUUAUAUUAAAGAUAUGCAUAGAUUAUUGUCAAAUAAAGGUUAUAUAUUCCCAGAAGUAAAAGUUGAAGACAUUGCAGUAUUAAACCCAGGAGAUAAUUUGAAAUCGUUAGAUGAUCUUCAACAAGAAGAAGCAACGGUACAUUCUGCCAAAUUACAGGAAUUGAUUAGAAGAGGUAGACCACAAGAUUUACAAGAAGCCAAUAAAUUAAUGAAAAUUAUGGCAGGGUUUAAAGAUGAUAACUUGAAGGAAAACAAAAAACAAUUAAAAGACGAUAUUGUCAGAUUGACCAGAAAAGUGGAGAUUUUGAGUGAGAUGUUGACUUCGAUAGAAUCUACUGGUUCUAAAAUCGAUGAUAACUCAGAUGAAGCUUUGGUGGAAUUAUAUAGCUCUAUUAAAAGCUCCCAGCCUAUUAUAAAUAAGAUAAUUGAACAAGGAGAUGAUGGGGAAGAUGACAUUCAUGGUCUUUUAUCACUCAAUGACGAUGUUAAUAAUGUAAUCAAUAAGUUCCAAUUAUUGAAAGGUGGGAAUGUUGAAGAGGCAAGUAAAAUCAAAGUAUCUGGUGGUGGAAACGCUGGUGCCGACUUGAAUUUGAUAGAUUUUGAUGAUGCACCUGAAGAUGUCACUGCAAGCAAAGAGCAAGGAUAUAAUGACUUAUUGAGUGACUUAUCUAAUUUGACAUUUGGAGAUAAUAAUUUGAACUCUUCAUCUAAUGGUUCACAAGUAAAUCCACUAAAUUUAUAUGGCUCUGGUGGCUCAAUAGCACUUGGAGGCAAUCAAGUAACACCCAUUCAACAACCAAAACCAUCUUCUGCUAACAACAAUUCUUCCAAAUCCUCAAAUUUAGAUUUGUUAAGUGAUUUAAAUUCGCCAUCACCACAAUUACAAUCCAAUAUAAGUAAACAAACCUCAAUCAACUUAGAUCCUUUUGGGUUUGAUUUUCCAUCGACUACACCAUCAAGUUUACAACAAUCAUCACAAUCCCAACAAUCACAAAAUUAUAUCAAGAUUUUAACCAUAGACCAAACAAGUAAUUUGAAAAUUGAAGUUGGAGUAUUACAAGAACAGACGAACCUAUUCAAGGGGAAAAUAUUAUUUUCCAACCAAUCCAAUAAGACUAUAUCAAAUGUUAAAUUUAUGAUCGCUGUACCAAAAUCUUGUAAAUUAGAUUUGAAAUCACAAUCUAAUGAUAUAUUAUACGGAUUCAAUAAUCACGGCAUAUCCCAAGAGUUCAGUGUUGAAAAUCCUCAGAGCAAGCAAUUGAAAAUAAAAUGGAAAGUAGAGUAUAAGAUCGAUAAUGAAGUCAAAGAAGAUACAGGAGUAUCAGUUCUAUAG